Molecule: messenger RNA, 1869 nt
Organism: Alternaria atra
Lineage: Eukaryota; Fungi; Ascomycota; Dothideomycetes; Pleosporales; Pleosporaceae
Exons: 2
Coding region: 1-1869 (622 amino acids)
Source: RefSeq, a predicted model, not a curated record
AUGGGUCAAGGAGCAUCGCACGAUACCCCGCAAUUGACACUGGACCAACUCUCGCAGACCAUAGCCCAACGAUUCGCGCAGAAAUGCUUCUCCCCUCUCGAACUCUACUGCUUUAAUUCUGUCUUCCGUUCCCUCGCUGAUGCCGAAUCCGGUGUAAAAUACUGGAGCGAGAGCACACUAUGUCGUUUCCUCGAGCUGCCAGAUGCGCUGGGCGUGGGCUCUGUCGUGUUUCAGAUGGCUAGCUAUCUUGGCGCAUUCCCACUUCCUAGUCAAGCCCCAGCUAUACUUACACAGGAGGCGCUACUCAAGGUUGUCACUAUACUCACGGAGAGAUAUGGAGCGGUGCUUAAGAAGAGAGGAAAGGAGAUCUGGCUAAGAGAGAUCUACAGGAGUCUGGCCAUAUAUGACAAGGGCAUACGCUCGAGUUUGGAAGAUAAAGAGAAGGAAGAGGUGGAACACACGCCGAAGCGAGGGGAAGAGGGAAGUAGCAAUUUGGGUUUUGCCAUUGAUGCGCCUGAUGAGGGAGACGAAGGAGAGGACGAGGAUGACGAUGAGUUGGUGCUGGCUGCGUUGGACUCUAUGGAUGCUAUUGAUGCGUUCAAGCAUGGAGAACAAACGAACGUACAUCAUUCCAUCAUACCGACUGACAACUUCCUCAAGUUGAUCGAACUGCUGCUGCUCAUCGCGCCGAUCGAUGCGCAGCAAAGCCUUUCAUCGCUCGCACCAGACCUCUCAGACAGAAGGGUGGCGGAGCUACGGCAGGCUGCGAAUGUUAUAUUGUCGUCUUUUGGUGUGGAGAACCAUCCAGGUGUCACGUAUCGCACAUUCAAUACUGUCGUCUCAACGUCCUUGCCGUACCUGUUUAAUGGUCUCAACCCACUCUUCGAGCACUUCCUCUUCGCGAGAGACUUUGACCUCUCUAAACGAAAGUCAGGUCCCGGUUCUCCCACUCAAGAGAGCAAACCUGUAAUACCUCCGCCGAAAGCAGAACUGGAACCGGUUCUGCGAGACCCGGGAGAGAUCUUGAACCUGACUACCCUGAGCCAACUGUCGUUCUUCAUCAAAGGCAGCAACCUCUUCCGGCGGCUGCGGCCACUAUACAGCGGCAAUACACACGGCUUCAGUAUGGGAUCCUUCGAAAAGCAAGUCUUCAACUGGCGCGCGCCGACCAUCCUCCUUGUAAAAGGCCGCCUUCUUCCCUCAAUACCCUCCAGCACCCGCGAACGCGCAUUGCAAGAUAUGCUACCACCUAAACGCCUACCAGACAGCAUAACCUCAACCUCUCCCAGUCAAACGCUCAUCUACGGCGCCUACAUCUCAUCGCAAUGGAAACACACAGGCAAGACAUGUUUCGGCGACUCCUCAACCCAGCUUUUCCAGCUUUCGCCCACACACGACAUCUUCACAGCCUCGACAUUCAGUAAAGACUAUACCUACUUCUCUAAAUCACCGACAUAUCCCGCUGGUGUCGGUCUAGGCACACCUAUCCCAACACAGUCAGCUUCCACAUCGCAGUUCUCUCACUCACCGUUCCGUCCUGGCCCUGUAUCCCUGCAUCUUGACGAUGCGCUUGAAUUCGGUAUUUUCACACACCUUUCAGAAGGUGGCGGCUCGUUCCUUCCAAGUAAGUUACCUGGAAGGAAGAAGAAAAACUGGCAAGAUCGCUUUGAGAUUGAAAGUCUGGAGGUUUGGGGAUGUGGUGGGGACGAUGUUGCGGAACAACAGAGGAAAGAGUGGGCGUGGCAGGAACGCGAGGCUGAAGCUAGGCGGAGGAUUAAUCUGGGGACGGGAGAUGCAGAGAUGGAUCGGGAAUUGCUGAAGAUGGCGGGGAUUAUUUCGGGCGAUAGGAGUGGAGGGAGUAUGGGGUGA